UUCGCCGCUUCCAGUGAUUCAGAUGGGAACUAUUUAGACGGGGCUAUUAAUGGAGCGGUUGUUGGCCAACUGGUGGAGCUGGGUGGAGAAAGGUUUGUCCUUUAAACAAUUACCCUGGUAUGUAAGCACAUUCACAGUUCCAUGUAUGGAAUGCAAGAAAAGCAAGAAAACAUAACCUUGAUUAAACUAAUAUUCCAGUAAGACCAGUCUGACCAGCCUGUCACGUUCACGAACACGUUUGCAGUGUAACCGUGUGUCGGACAAAUUGGUUCGCUGCUCUGGGAUCCGGCAUGUUUGUGUCUGUGCUGCUCCAAUGCCUCAGCUGACGGUCGCCUGCCCCCAAGGUCAGGGUCCAGGUCAGCGGGGAGGCGGCGCCGGGGCCUGUAGAUGGAUGGAGGCAGUGGGAGAGGACGGGGACGAAGCUCCUGUCAAGAGGAGCCCAGAGCUACAGCGCUCCAGUCAGACCCCAGCUGAUGUUCAGCCCCACCGCCUCCUCCGGCCGCCGGCUCCCUGGAGGCGCUGGCACAGCGUGGCUCCAGCCUGCGUGCUGUGGUCCGUGUGCCGGUCCGAUGCGCCGCUCAGCCCGUCCUCCUUCGCGCUGGACGUGUGCGUGAGGCUCCUGCUGGUGUGUUUGCUCUGGAUGGUUGCGGGAGGCUUCGCCCUGGCCCUGAAGCACGGACUGAAGCCGGGACAGAACCAGUUCAGGGGAGAGCGUCCACGGAGCAGCAAACAGGAGGUCGCAGCUGAAAACAGGCCCAGCCAGUGUUCACAGGGGUCCUCAGAACAGCCCCCUCCUCUGGCCGUCACCGUGGCCGACUGCCUGCUCCUGUGUGUGCUGCAGGAGCCGCUGCCAGAGCCCAGCGUGGCCCACAUUCAGGCUCUGCUCUGCAGGCUGGAGUCAGUGUCACACGCACUUGCGAAGGCUGCUACUGGACCGGAAGCGGCACCGGACGGGCCGGACCGAGACUCGGCGCUGGAGCACAAAGUGCAGGCCGUCGUCCGGUACCUGGAGCAGAGGACGGCCUCGCUGCGUGCUCUCAUCCGGGAGCAGAGGGACUUGGAGGCCGGCGUGAAGGGCAUGCUGGGGGGCCUGGGGGGCCUCUGGACCCAGCUGGAGGAGCUCCACACCGGGGUCACGUUAACCAAAGAGGCGGGUCGAGGCUACAGAGACCUGGCCUCGGCUCAGACGGAUGCGAAGACUCUGUUCUCAGUCUCAGCUCACUACAGGAACCGGCUUGAGUCGUGCCAGGCUAAUCUGAAGGCCUGCACCGAACGUCUGCAGGAAUUAAUGUGGAGUCACGCUCACACAAGCAGCAGUGUGAGCAGCAGCGGCGAGUCCCGGUGGCCAGAACUGUUGCUUCAGUCCAACAUUGAGCAGUUUGACAAGGUGCAGGAGAGCUUCCUGUCCCUGCAGCAGCAGACGCGGACGUUCCAGGCCCACCUGGAGGGCCUCGGACCGGGGAGUCAGGAGGCUCAGGAGGCUCAGGAGGCUCAGGCUGCCGAGGCCCGCUCUGCCACCGCCCCGUGUUCCUCCCGGCCCCCGCAUCAGCGCACGUGCGCCUCAGUGGACGCAGAGGCAGAGACGCUGUCGUUCUGUGAGCGGUCGGCUCUGCAGUUGUCCUCCACUAUCAAACACCUGCGCAAACCUGGCAAGAGGAAGUGAUGUGUCUGUGUGUGAUACACUGCUUUCAAAUGUAGAUCAUUUUCUGGUUACUGGCACCAAAUGUCAAUUUUUUAUUUAGUUUUUACCAAACGUUUCUUUGUAUUUGUCAUUUCACAGAAGGAUAUAUGAGCAUUUACACCACUAGGGGGCACCAUCACCACUUCUUACAAACACACAACUAGGUCUCAGAUCCGUCUGCAUUGACCGACCGUGACUCACAUACAUAAACGUGUUUCUAAGCAGAUCGUUAGAUUAAACUCAACCUGCGCGACCUCAUGGUGUCUGAUCAGGCGAUAGUGAUGCAUUUUUCAUUUUAUUAUUGUGCUCCAGGCUUUUGACCAAUAAAAACAUUAAAUAUUUUUAUAUAAGCUGCGU
This is a messenger RNA of Betta splendens (Siamese fighting fish), 2038 nucleotides long. RefSeq lists its product as uncharacterized. The transcript has 9 exons. The record is from RefSeq and is a predicted model, not a curated record. Lineage: Eukaryota; Metazoa; Chordata; Actinopteri; Anabantiformes; Osphronemidae. Bases 314 to 1663 code for a protein of 449 amino acids.